AUGUCACCACACAAAGAUAUUAAAUUUCCACCUUUAACGCCGUCACAAAGACAAAGGCUUACAUAUGACCAGAGUGUUCAAAACGACACUAUCCAGACGUCAGAGGAAGGACAAGAAGAAGAAAGUGCAGUCCAGCCAUCUGCAGCGAGACAAGCAAACCAGCAACAGGUUCAUCAAGCCUGUGAUGGUUUCCUGUUGCGCUCAACAGGAAGUAGUUACAUUUAUGCAGGCCUGGGGAGAAAACCCCAACUGCUGGUGCACCUGGAGAGAUAUGUGAACAAGGAGCUGCAUAAUAUCAGUCCCCAUGAGCCAAAAUUCCAAGAACUGAAGCUACAGGUCUACCGUGAUGUCUUUGGUCAUUUCAUCAAAGAGUUCAAAACCUACCAACCCCUUCUCUCUGCCAUCAAAAAGGAAUAUGAAAACACUUUAGCAUAUCAGCAGGAUCAAAUCCGAGAACUGGAACCACUGCGAUCCCAUCUGAGGCUGGUGACAGAGGAAUGUGACAGGAAGAUUCAAGCUCUCUGGGGAGUGGAGCAAGCUGAGAUUGGAGCCUUGAAAAGGGAGAAGCAGCAACUGCAGAAGGCCAUUGAGGCCAUGAGGGAAAAAGAAAAGGCCAUGCAGGCAGUGGUAGAACGCCUGCAGUAUGAACUGUCCAACCAGUAUCUGCAGUACCGAGAGGAGCGUGACGCUCGCAAGUUGUUGAUCUGGCAGCUCAGUGACCUAACAAGAGCUUCUGUGAAGGAGGAGCACCCUGCAGAUGAAAACACAGAAGAGGCCAAGGACCCAGUGGAGCUGCAGCUUGCUCUGAAGGUGUGUCGGAGAGACCUGACUAAAGCCCAGGAGGAGCUUAACAGGAUGAAGGCAGAGUACUGGGAUGUUGUGCCACAACGCAACUGGGAUACCCUGGAACAAACGCAUAAGCAGACAUUCCUGCAGUUGAAGACACUGCAGGGUGAUUUUGAUCAGAUGAAGAUUGAGUAUGACACCCUGCUUGAUCUCCAUAAAAGAGGCAGCAUGCAGUCUGAGACACAUGACUCCACCACUGUGCAGAUGGAUGCAAAUGUGUCUCAAGGGCAAAACCAAAUUCAGUCCAGCCAGCUAAAAGAGCCGAUCCACUCUGGUACCCUUGAGGGCGGCACACCCACUAUCCAGGAAUUUAGGGCAGAGUUCCCUCUGAAGUCAGAUGAGGAAGUAGAUGUACUUGUGACCUCGGCUCAAAGUGAACCAGACAGAAGCGAUGACAUCAUCUCCUCCCAGAGACUUAACAGCCUGCCUGCAGAAUCUGGUGUGGCAGCCUUACCUCCAGCUCUUGACCAAUCAGAGGAAAACGCUGGAUCAAAUUAUUUUCCGGCCAGCAGCUGAUAUAACACCGUAGUAUUAAUUUCAUUGUUAAUUAAGAAGGUAGGCUAGCUUGCUAGCUUAGGACUUGGACGAAAAAAAUGAAUGGAACAUUAAUUCUUGAAUUACAAACUGUUUAGUGUCCUCACAACACAUUUGCAACAGUUCCUGAUAUUUGAAUAACUGCAAAUGUAUGUACAGUAAUUUGAGUACAAAUGUCUUUUAUCAGUGACUUAAAAUAAAACAAAUGCCAUUCACUUCCAUUGUAAUGGAACCAGAACUCCAAAUCUUGCCAAACAAAAUCGAAAAGAAUCUAUUAUGUGAGCCCCGUAGAAUGGUUUAAUUUCACCCUGCCAAAUGCAGCUUAUCAAAAUAUAAUUAACUAUAAAUAAAUUAUUUUUGGUAGUAAAAAUCUUGUAUUGUAAUAAAAUCUUGCAUUGUUUACAUCCAUGUUUACUAGCUUGCAGCCAUCUUCUCCCUUGCCUUUACUUACUGCAUUUCUGAGUGUGUUAGAGACACCUGUAGAUCACUGGAAUAGUGUGAAACCGUUGGGAGAACUGUGUAUUGCAUUACCUGUGUGCAAGUGCGCAAGCAUGUGUAUCCUUGUGUGCAUGCAUGGGAAAAAUUAAACUGGACCUAGACAUAACUACGCCAUAGCGCUACUAUGGAUAAAAAAAUCUCCACAGGGAACCUUUAAUUUUCACGUAUUUGUCACUUUUCAUGAAAUUUUAUUUUACCUGAUACCCACAGCUAUACAUUCAAUCACAGCCUGUAUAUUGUAUAUGUGUCUGUGAAAGGCAAACCACAUUUUU
Molecule: messenger RNA, 2150 nt
Organism: Seriola dumerili (greater amberjack)
Lineage: Eukaryota; Metazoa; Chordata; Actinopteri; Carangiformes; Carangidae
Gene: tsnaxip1
Product: translin associated factor X interacting protein 1
Exons: 11
Coding region: 1-1362 (453 amino acids)
Cellular component (GO): cytoplasm
Source: RefSeq, a predicted model, not a curated record